AUGGCAAAGAAUUCUCCUGAGGAUCAGCGGCCAGUAACACCACCUUCUCCACCCACGCCAACACCAUCUCCAACUAAACCAACACAAGCUCCUACACCUAAACCAAAACUUACAACUAAUUCACCUCCAACUAAACCGCCCCAAUCUCCUACAGCUAAACCACCUUCUCCAACUAAACCACCUCCACCUCCAAAUAAACCACCACAAACUCCCCCAGCUAAACCACCAUUUUUAACUAAACCACCACAAGCUCCUACACCUAAACCAAAACUUCCAACUAAACCACCACCACCUCCAACUAAACCGCCCCAAGCUCCUACACCUAAACCUCCAACUAAACCACCACAAUCUCCUACACCUAAACCAAAACCUCCAACAAAACCACCCCUACCUCCAACUAAACUGCCCCAAGCUCCUACACCUAAACCAAAACCUCCAACAAAACCACCACUACCUCCAACUAAACCACCACUACCUCCAACUAAACUGCCCCAAGCUCCUACACCUAAACCAAAACCUCCAACAAAACCACCACCACCUCAAACUAAACCGCCCCAAGCUCCUACACCUAAACCACCACCUCCAACUAAACCACCACAAGCACCUACACCUAAACCAAAACCUCCAACAAAACCACCACCACCUCCAACUAAACCACCACUACUUCCAACUAAACCACCACAAGCUCCUACAUUUAAACCAAAACCUCCAACUAAACCACCUCCAACAAAACCGCCCAAAGCUCCUACACCUAAACCACCACCUCCAACUAAACCAUCACCACCACCUUGCCAUCGGCUACUGGAUCCCUGA
Molecule: messenger RNA, 813 nt
Organism: Astyanax mexicanus (Mexican tetra)
Lineage: Eukaryota; Metazoa; Chordata; Actinopteri; Characiformes; Acestrorhamphidae
Exons: 2
Coding region: 1-813 (270 amino acids)
Source: RefSeq, a predicted model, not a curated record